Messenger RNA from Nycticebus coucang (slow loris), 3411 nucleotides. RefSeq names its product neuroepithelial cell transforming 1 (gene NET1). Gene Ontology annotation, biological process: intracellular signal transduction; positive regulation of Rho protein signal transduction. The record is from RefSeq and is a predicted model, not a curated record. NCBI's taxonomy places the organism in Eukaryota, Metazoa, Chordata, Mammalia, Primates, Lorisidae. Bases 140 to 1933 code for a protein of 597 amino acids. The transcript is spliced from 12 exons. Gene Ontology annotation, molecular function: guanyl-nucleotide exchange factor activity.
AUUUUCAAAUCCCCGGAUGACGGCGGCGGCUGAUCGCCGCUGACAGGCGCUUUCUGCCUGGCAGGGGCUGGCGGGCACCGUGCCCGUCCCUGCCGGUCUCCUGGGCACUCGGCCACCGCCCCACCUCCGCCUCCGUGCCAUGGAGCCCGAGCUGGCGGCCCAGAAGCAGCCCCGGCUGCGGAGGCGAAGCCGCCGGGCCUCUAGGCUGAGCACGGAGGGCGGCGCGGGGCCUGCGGCCGACACCCCCGGGCCGGGGCCGGGGCCGGACGGGAGAUACUCCCUUCGAAGAGGUAGCUCCUUCACUUUUUUAACACCUGGCCCCCACUGGGACUUCACUUUGAAAAGAAAACGAAGAGAGAAGGAUGAUGAUGUUGUAAGCCUUAGCAGCCUUGAUCUGAAGGAGCCAAGCAAUAAAAGAGUCCGACCUCUCGCUCGGGUCACAUCCUUGGCAAACUUAAUCUCUCCUGUAAGAAAUGGAGCAGUCAGACGUUUUGGGCAAACAAUACAGUCAUUUACCCUUCGUGGUGACCACAGAUCCCCGGCCUCUGUCCAGAAGUCAUUUAGCAGGUCUACAGUCCCAACGCCUGCCAAAAGAAGAGGCAGCGUGCUGUGGUCGGAGAUGCUGGACGUCAACAUGAAGGAGUCUCUGACCACCAGGGAGAUCAGGCGGCAGGAGGCAAUAUAUGAAAUGUCCCGAGGUGAGCAGGAUUUAAUUGAAGACCUCAAGCUUGCAAGAAAGGCCUACCAUGAUCCCAUGUUAAAGUUAUCCAUCAUGUCAGAAGAAGAACUCGCACACAUAUUUGGUGAUUUGGACUCUUACAUACCUCUGCAUGAAGAUUUGUUGGCAAGAAUAGGAGAAGCAACCAGGCCUGAUGGAACAGUGGAGCAGAUCGGUCACAUCCUCGUGAACUGGCUGCCAGGCCUGCAUGCCUACAAAGGCUACUGCAGUAACCAGCUGGCAGCCAAAGCUCUCCUCGAUCAAAAGAAACAGGACCCAAGAGUCCAGGACUUCCUGCAGCGAUGUCUGGAGUCUCCCUUCAGUCGGAAACUGGAUCUGUGGAGCUUCCUUGAUAUCCCCAGAAGUCGUCUAGUCAAAUAUCCUUUGCUGUUAAAAGAAAUUCUCAGACACACUCCAAAAGACCACCCUGAUGUUCAGCUUCUGGAGGAUGCUGUGUUGAUAAUACAAGGAGUGCUCUCUGAUAUCAACUUGAAGAAGGGUGAGUCCGAGUGCCAGUAUUACAUCGACAAGCUGGAGUACCUGGAUGAAAAACAGAAGGAUCCCAGAAUCGAAGCAAGCAAAGUGCUGCUGUGCCACGGGGAGCUGAGGAACAAGAGUGGACACAAACUUUACAUUUUCCUGUUUCAAGACAUCUUGGUUCUGACGCGGCCCGUUGUGCGGAACGAGCGGCACGCCUACCAGGUGUACCGGCAGCCCAUACCCGUGCGGGACUUAGUCUUGGAGGACCUGCAGGACGGAGACGUGCGGAUGGGAGGCUCCUUCCGGGGGGCCUUCAGCAACUCAGAUAAAGCUAAAAAUAUCUUUAGAGUUCGUGUCCAAGAUCCCUGUCCGGGCCAGUCUCACACUCUGCAAGCCAACGAUGUGUUCCACAAGCAGCAGUGGUUCAAUUGUAUCCGAGCCGCCAUUGCCCCUUUCCGGCCUGCAGCCAAUCCACCCGAGCUCCAGGGCCUGCCCGAGCUCCAUGAGGAGUGUGAGGAGAACAGCCUCUCUGCCGCCAACCUCCCAGCCCAGAGGAGGGGGUCCGUGGUUUCCAGCAUCACUCAGGUAGAAGUUGAGAACGCUUCGGAGUGUGGCUCCAGCGCGCAGCUAGCAGAAGACUCCGAGAGUGUGGAAGCACCCCAAACACGGCCCAGCUUCCGGAGAGCAAGGGACAGAGCCCAGUCAAGCGCCAAACGGAAAGAGACUAUGGUGUAGAGAAGGCUCUGGGUGUUUCCUGGGGCGGAGACUGUUUAUUUAUAAAUGUGUACAGUUCUGUUUUUCUUGUGAUAUGAGCAUAGGAGCAUCCAGAGGGUUGCUUUAUGCCACUUGUAAUAUUGUCAUUGUUUUUGGAGGUUCUCUUUUCUUUCCUUUCUUUAUUUUUUUAAUGGCAGCUAAUGAUACACAGAUUACUGUUAAAUUGCAGUCUUUUUUAAGAUUUUUUUAGAACAUGCAAGGUGAGUAUUUUUAAUUAGAUGAAAUAUUUAUGAAAUGGAUUUUCUCCUAUUUCUGGAUUCAUAAUGAGUUUGCAUUAUCAACCAAUUGUGAUAUUUACUAUAUUUGCCAAAACUCAGAAUUUUGCAAAUACUAGAAUUCUACCAGUGUUUCCUUGAUAAACCUUGCAUGCAAAAUUUGCAAUUUUAAUAUCAUACCUAAAUUCUACAAUGGAGUAUUUCAAAAUUUACAUUGAAACAUAACUUCUUAAAAAAAAAAAAAAAGAAAGAAACAUAACUUCUUUGGAAAACAAACCAUAAAACUUAGUAUGUUUCAUUUGAUCAACUGGAAUGUUUUAUAUUAGUUUGUUUUUCACUGCACAUUCCUCAUUUUUCAUUCAUAACCUGCCAAUUAUUUAAUUUUUUAUUGUAAAGUAGUUUUUAGUAUUUGUUUUUUUUAUUUUAGUGCCUUUUCAAGUUGGCAUGUCUAUUUUUCUUCCUGAUUAUAAAUGUGUGUUUAUGUGUGUGUGUGUGUGUGUGUAUAUAUAUAUAUAUUUUUUAAAUCAUAUUAACUUUACCAAGUGAAACCAAGCCAUACUGUGUUUGAGCCAAUUAAGAAAAUUGCAGUUUUUAAAGUGCAGGAUUUCAGGGUAGUGAAGACACGUGCAGUGACUCAGCGUAUUGAGACUGCAGGAGGAAAGCCACUUCAGGGGUUUCACUGGAAGUUUUAAUGUCUGAAAAGCAAGAGGGAAGGUGAUUGGUAGUAAGUUUAAAAGAAAAAAAGGAGGGAAAAAGAGAGUCGUUUUGUCUUACAGUAGAAAUGUCUGGCCAUGCCAGAGUGUGGAAGGAGCAGCUCUCCAGGGGUGUAGUAAGUUGUUGAAGGCUCGAGGGCGUGUGGACUUCUGUUGUCUGGGUUUACAAUACCUGGAAAUAAUGAAAUGUGUGGAAAAUUUGACCAUGUGAGAUCAGUUUGGGUGGAUUUAUUAAUAAGAUGGGAAAAGACUGAGUCUUUUACUGUAAAAUGUCCUGUUAAAAUGGGACCGUGAUCCUGAAAGCGGGGAGGGUGAAAAGCUCUGUGUCAUGGCAGGUAAAUGGCGGUGACCGGUCCGGUCAGAGUCAGCCUUCCUGGGAAGUAUGUACGGCCAAUGGAAGUGAAAUUGGAAAAGACUGUGAAUAGAUCAAUCUAAAUGAUUUCUGUGUAUAAAUGAAUGGAUAUAAUAAAAAAAAACACACACGUAAUCACCCUGAAGUUUUUUGGGGGGC